Messenger RNA from Chelonus insularis, 1969 nucleotides. RefSeq names its product pancreatic triacylglycerol lipase-like. The record is from RefSeq and is a predicted model, not a curated record. Gene Ontology annotation, molecular function: carboxylic ester hydrolase activity; lipase activity. Gene Ontology annotation, biological process: lipid catabolic process. The coding region runs from base 334 to 1893 and encodes 519 amino acids. The transcript has 9 exons. Lineage: Eukaryota; Metazoa; Arthropoda; Insecta; Hymenoptera; Braconidae.
ACCGGAAAACGUAGCUUAGAAGUCUCAUUACCUAGUUUACCCGUGACUAAGUAUAAAUGAUGAUAAAAAUCUGAAUCUGAAUUGUCAGAGAUGAUAAAUCGUUUCUUUAAAUCAUUUUCAAGUUAAAUAAAAAACUUUCAAUACUAUACACCAGACAUUUGUGUGCUCUCAAUCACUAUGUAUGUUGUUCGCAAAAACAUUUCGUAAGAUAUAUGGGUUAUGGGGUCAAUUUUCUUCUGAAUAUCAAAAGUGUCAGAGUAUUCUAACAUAAGGUGCGGCAACGAGAAAUUCCACGGAACACACGAACAUGAUAAAUUGUCAUUUCUUAACGCAAUGAAAAUUGUUUGGUUUUACUUUUUAAUUUUUUUCAUUUUCUAUACAUCCUACGGCAUUCAGAACAAUGGUCACCUUGCUAGAUUAUUUGAAUAUCAAAAUCGGAUGAAUCAAAGACGAUCUAAAGGGACAAGUCUCCAGCCCAAGAUAUGUUUUGAAUUUGUAGGAUGUUUUGCUGAUUCACCACAACGUUUAUCAUUCAAAAGAUUACCAGAGCAUCCAAAAACAAUUCAGACGAAAUUUGUUCUUUACACCAGAGCAAAUCGGGCUAAAAAUAAGGAACCAGAAAUGUUAUACUAUGAUGAUAAUUCAAGUUCCAUGAUUAACUCGCUUUUUAACUCUUCUAAGGCUCUUAAGGUCAUAAUUCAUGGUUUCAAAGGUAGUGGAAAAGAUAUUGGCGUUGUUACUGCAGCCAACUUGUUGCUUGACCUGGAAGAUAUAAAUGUUAUCAUAUUGGAUUGGACCAGAGGUGCUGGGACAACUUAUCAAAUAGCUGUAGCAAAUACUGAACUCGUUGGUCGUCAGUUAGCUGUAGUUUUGCUGGGGGCUAUUAAUUUAGGAACAAAAGUAAAAGACAUUCAUGUCAUUGGAUUCAGUCUUGGAGCACACGUGGCAGGAUGUGCAUCUGAAGUACUCAAGACUAAAAAGCUCUUGAUUGGUCGCAUAACGGGACUGGAUCCAGCUUCUCCAUUCUUUCGUCGACAUGUAUUACGAGAAAGAUCACAAAAGUUGGAUUCCUCUGAUGCCAAUCUUGUUGAUGUCAUUCACACUGAUGGAGCUGAAGAUUUUACUGAAGGUUUUGGACUUCUUAAGCCUAUUGGACAUAUUGAUUUUUUCCCAAAUGGGGGAGUUCAACAGCCUGGAUGCAAUGAUAUAAAAAAUUCGAUUGUGUACAGUCAUUUUCACGAAGAUAUUUUGGAUAGAAGUAUUGCAUGUAGCCAUGCUCGGGCUUGGGAUCUUUUUGUAGAAAGUUUACAAAGUCAAUUUGGAGAAUGCAAGUUUAUUGCUUGGCCGUGUACUCAAAGAGAUACUUCAUUUGAACAAGGCACUUGUUUUCCACCAGAAAAUUUAAAAUUUUCCCAAGAAAUGGGCUAUGCUGCAGAUGGUGGUCCUUUGGGAAUUUUUUAUCUUCCAACGAGAGCUGAAUAUCCUUUUUGUGGCGAUCCUUUAAGAGCAUCAGUAGUUGUUGCUAAAAGUGUUCUGAAAACAUUAGGCUGGCUAUUUAUAAAAAUUCAACAUAAGAAUGAAUCAAUUGUAUUUAACAUAUUAUGCAACCUAAAAAAUCGUUUCAAUAAGCCAUCGAUGUUUUAUAAUAUUGCUGCAGCUAAAUUUAAUUCAAUAACAGCGGAAACAACGUCAAUUGAAGCUUUGGUGUGGUAUCAACCAACAACUAGAGAGCAGGAAGAAGCCUCUACUCAACGUUCUCGACAAGAAGUAUUAGUAAUUGACAAACUUUCAAUUGAAGAUCGUAAAGAGAACAGAUGGGAAUUUUGCAGCAACAAUUUCUCAAUUAAUCUUGAUGGAAAGUCAGUAAAAUUUGAAAAAUAUGUCGAUGGAUAAAAUAUAAUUUUUUUAUUUAAAUCAUUGUAUAGUUAGUUGGUAAUCAAAACAUUUAAUAAAAAUUAAACAAAUUGAU